AUGCCUUUGCCCCCCAUGAGCUCCGGCGUUGGGCCAGUGAUAGCGGAGGUGGAGAUGAACGCCGGCGCCGACCAGGAUGCCACUACCGUGUGGGCCACUGUUGUGCAGGCCUGCAGCAUGUUCUAUGACACGCCUGCAACGUUCGACAAAGCAGAAAAAUUGACAGCCGAGACAGCUGGAUAUGGUUCACAGUUGGUUCUUUUCCCAGAAGUCUUUGUCGGUGGCUACCCUCAUGGGUCUGCCUUUGGACUAACUGUUGGCAGUCGAUCUGCAAAGGGAAAAGAAGACUUUUGGAAGUACCAUACAGCUGCCAUAGAUGUGCCUGAAUGUUUAGUGCUAGAAAGGAAGUAUAAAGCACAAAAUAAUGUAAGAAAAGCAAUCGUAAUUGACAGCUGUUAUGUUAUUGAACUGAAGCUGAUAAAAAUGAAUAAAUCAACAGAGCGCACCGCCGUUCGUCCUGGAGGGAGUUCCAUCAUCUCGCCAUCUAUGGCAGUGUUGGCAGGCCCCAACUAUGAGGGCGAGGCCCUUCUCACAGCUGACCAGGACAUUGGUGAAAUUGUUCGGGCGAAGUUUGAUUUCGACGCUGUGGGAAACUACAAACGGGCUGAGGUGCCGAGCUUGAGCGUGAAUACCGACGCUGUGGGACACUGCAAACGGGCUUAG
Messenger RNA from Triticum turgidum subsp. durum (durum wheat), 663 nucleotides. The record is from the annotation of a GenBank genome assembly. Lineage: Eukaryota; Viridiplantae; Streptophyta; Magnoliopsida; Poales; Poaceae.